GAAGCGGGGAGGGGCGGCGGGCGGGGGCUCCGGAAAAACGCCCCGACUUCCUGCCCGCCGGAGCCAGGAAGCCGGAGUCGGGACGCCGGGACCGCCGAGCCCGACCUCGGGCGCCCCGCCGGUCACCUCCCCGCGCGGACAGCAGCCCUGUGGAGUCCUGGAGAUGGAAGAAGUCGCCGGUGGUGCGGCCCCAGGGCCUCCCCGGGCUGGCCUGGUGUCGAUCAUCAUCGGGGCCGAGGAUGAGGAUUUUGAAAACGAGCUGGAGGCGAACUCGGACGAUCAGAACAGCCGGUUCCAGAGCCUGGAGCAGGUGAAGUGCCGCCCGGCCCACCUCAUGGCCCUCCUGCAGCACGUGGCCCAGCAGUUCGAGCCAGGACCUUUGCUCUGCUGCCUGCAUGCGGACAUGCUAAGCUCACUGGGCCCCAAAGAAGCCAAGAAGGCCUUCCUGGACUUCUAUCACAGCUUCCUGGAGAAGACAGCGGUUCUGCGGGUGCCAGUUCCUCCCAGUGUGUCUUUUGAACUUGACCGUACACGACCUGACCUCAUCUCUGAGGAUGUCCAGAGGCGGUUCGUGCAGGAGGUGGUUCAGAGCCAGCAGGCUGCCGUGACCCGGCAGCUGGAAGACUUCCGCUCCAAGCGGCUCAUGGGCAUGACGCCCUGGAUGCAGGAGCUGAGCCUGCUGGAGCCCUGGAUCGGGAAAGACCGAGGCAGCUAUGAGGCCCGGGAGCGGCACGUGGCGGAGCGGCUGCUCGCCCAGCUGGAGGAGAUGCAACACACCAUCUCCUCAGAUGAAGAGAAAAGUGCUGCUGUGAUCACUGCCAUCAGCCUGUAUAUGCGCCAUCUGGGGGUUCGGACCAAGAGCGGGGACAAGAAGUCAGGGAGGAACUUCUUCCGGAAAAAGGUGAUGGGGAAUCGGAGGUCAGACGAGCCCCCCAAGACAAAGAAAGGGCUGAGCAGCAUCCUAGAUCCCGCCCGCUGGAACCGGGGAGAGCCGUCUGCUCCAGAUUUCCGACAUCUGAAGGUCGAGGUUGAUGAGAAACCAAGUCCUGCAGACAGGAAGGGAGGCCUGGCCGUGCCUUCUCGGGACAGAACCAUUGGUCCUCCUGGGCAGGACAACCCAGGAGUGUCCCUGCACCCCCUGCCUGCCGACAGCCCCGACGCCCGGGACCCAGGUGUGGAGAACCCCCAGGAGCCGGGGGAUGCACCCCUACACGGCCCUACAAGCCUGGAGUCCCUGCCGCCCCCGGAGAGCACGGAGGAGAACGUGGAGACGGAGAGGCUAUCAGGGCGUCUGGGGCGCUCAGAGAGCCUCCGGGUGAGUGACCGCCGCCGGCCUUCCCGGGGCAGCCUCGGGGCUAAGGGCCGGGGUGGGGGCCGUUCCCGGAGCGACGUGGACAUGGACCCAGGCUCUGCCACGGCCGUGCUUGGCCCUACCCGACGAGCCACCCCGGAGCCUGGAGAUGAUGGGGAGCCAGGACGGUCAGGCCUAGAACUGGAACCAGAAGAACCUCCCGGCUGGAGGGAGCUCGUGCCAGUAGACACCCUGCUCAGCCUGCCCAAGAGCCAAGUGAAGCGUCAGGAGGUCAUCAGCGAGUUGCUGGUGACCGAGGCCGCUCACGUGCGCAUGCUUCGAGUGCUGCAUGACCUCUUCUACCAGCCCAUGGCGGGCGGCGGCUUCUUCCCCCUGGACGAGCUGCAGAACAUCUUCCCCAGCCUGGACGAGCUCAUUGAGGUGCACUCCCUGUUCCUAGAUCGCCUGAUGAAGCGGAGACAGGAGAGUGGCUGCCUCAUUGAGGAGAUCGGUGACGUGCUGCUGGCCCGGUUCGAUGGUGCUGAGGGCUCGUGGUUCCAGAAGAUCUCCUCCCGCUUCUGCAGCCGCCAGUCGUUUGCCUUGUACCAGCUCAAAGCCAAGCAGCGCAAGGAGCCGCGGUUCUGUGCCUUCGUGCAGGAAGCGGAGAGCCGCCCGCGGUGCCGCCGGCUGCAGUUGAAGGACAUGAUCCCCACGGAGAUGCAGAGACUGACCAAGUACCCCCUGCUGCUGCAGAGCAUCGCACAGAACACAGAGGAGCCCGCGGAGCGGGAGAAGGUGGAGCUGGCAGCUGAGUGCUGCCGGGAGAUUCUGCACCACGUCAACCAAGCCGUCCGAGACAUGGAGGACCUGCUGCGCCUCAAGGAUUACCAGCGGCGCCUGGACUUGACUCACCUGCGGCAGAGCAAUGACCCUAUGCUGAGCGAGUUCAAGAACCUAGACAUCACGAAGAGGAAGCUGGUCCACGAAGGCCCCCUGACGUGGCGGCUGACCAAGGACAAGGCUGUAGAGGUGCACGUGCUGCUGCUGGAUGACCUGCUGCUGCUGCUGCAGCGCCAGGACGACAGGCUGCUGCUCAAGUCUCACAGUCGGACGCUGACCGCCACGCCCGACGGCAAGACCAUGCUGCGGCCUGUGCUCCCCCUCACGUCCGCCAUGACCCGAGAGGUGGCCACUGAUCACAAAGCUUUCUACGUCAUUUUUACCUGGGACCAGGAGGCCCAGAUAUACGAGCUGGUUGCACAGACUGCAUCAGAGCGCAAGAACUGGUGUGCCCUCAUCACUGAGACCGCCGGCUGCCUCAAGGUCCCCGCCCCCGCAUCCCGCCCCAAGCCCCGGCCCAGCCCAAACAGCACCCGAGAACCCCUGCUCAGUAGCUCUGAGAAUGGCACUGGAGGCCGGGAGAUGGCAGCAGUUGAUGCCCGGACAGAGCGGAUCCUCAGUGACCUCCUGCCCUUCUGCAGACCAGGCCCAGAGGGCCAGCUUGCAUCCACAGCCCUUCAGAAAGUGCUCUCUCUGAAACAGCUCCUAUUGCACGCUGAGGAAGACAGUGGAGCGGGCCCGCCCCGGGAUGGGGAUGGGGUGCCUGGUGGGGGUCCCCCGGGCCCGGCGCACACCCAGGAGAUUGAGGAGAAUCUGCUCAGCCUGGAGGUGGCCAUCAGGCAGCUGGAGGAGCUGGAAGAGGAAUUCUGCCGCCUGCGACCCCUCCUGUCUCAGCUUGGGGGAGCUCUGUCCCCUAGCCUGGCUGUACCUGAACGUUCUGUCCAGACAGGCCUUUCAUGAAGAGAGGAAGCGGGGAGAGGAUGUGAGGGGUCCCCGCCCCCAUAGCUGCCACAGCAUCUCACACCCCAGAGGCCUUGAGAGCAGACUGGCCACACUUGAUAGGGGACUGCUGGGGUCCCUGCCUUCCACAACGGCCUCUGCCUCUCUCCUCCUGCCUUCCGCUUGGGGGACCCAGGGCUUCACUCCAGAGUACCACCAUAAUCCCCGUUUGCCAGGCCAUCUCAGUAUUGCCUGUGGGGGGGUCGCCCCUCCACCCCUACCCCAAGUGCCUUUGCUGUUUUUAUAUCCUGAAUUGGAGGUUUAUUUUUAAUAUAUAUUAUCUAAGGAGA
Messenger RNA from Meriones unguiculatus (Mongolian gerbil), 3420 nucleotides. RefSeq names its product Rho guanine nucleotide exchange factor 1 (gene Arhgef1). Gene Ontology annotation, biological process: G protein-coupled receptor signaling pathway. The coding region runs from base 164 to 3091 and encodes 975 amino acids. Gene Ontology annotation, molecular function: guanyl-nucleotide exchange factor activity; G protein-coupled receptor binding. Gene Ontology annotation, cellular component: cytoplasm. The transcript has 30 exons. The record is from RefSeq and is a predicted model, not a curated record. NCBI's taxonomy places the organism in Eukaryota, Metazoa, Chordata, Mammalia, Rodentia, Muridae.